UAGACAGAACAGGGAGAGGGAGAGGACUCAAGAGAGACAGAUGAACGGAAAAAAGUGUCAGAGUUUGUACAUUUGAAGAUGAGCAGACUGCUAUUCUCUUUGGGAAGAGACUAUAGGAAUAUUGUGAAAAUAUUGCCUGCAGGUCAUAUCUCAAGACCCUGCUGAUUCACACAUCUCAGCUCCAUUUUCCACCUGCACAGAUCAUCUCAGGUCUUGAACCGAGCAGCUUCUUGGAGUUUGAGCUCCUCAGUGGGUCCUGGAGAUCUGUGAAAACCGACACCUUCUUACUACGAUGAACAGACCCUGCACGGAGCACAGCAGCAGUGCAGAGGACGCCUGUCUCUCCACGCAAGGAUGUGUGGAGGAUGUAAGACCCCAGGAUUCAGUCAUGUAUGAAAUUCCAUUGCAGAAAAAAAGGGACAGACUGCCUUUUCAGAUCUUUCCAGAUCCAGUGGAAGUGGUGCUGGGUCCGGAGGGAACUCUGGGAUGCGUCCCGCAGGGGAAGGAGCGUCUGCCCUCCAUCGUGGUGGAACCAACAGACAUUAGCGAGGUGGAGAGUGGCGAGCUGCGCUGGCCUCCAGAGCAUGAAGACUCCGAGGAUGAUGACCUGUUUUUGGAGCAAUGCAUCCCACCAGCUAACAUUGCCGACUGGGGAGAGGAAGAUGAAGAGGAGUCCAUCAUCAGCAGCACUCAGCCAAGACCCUCACUGUUGGAGCUUCAGUCAGAUGGUUUCAGAGAUGAAACCCCGACUCUUCCUUCUGAAAAUGGUCCUGCACUAAACUGAACAACCACAUCACAAUCCAGCCCUUGGUGCAGUCUCUGAUUAAGAGAGUGGGUUUGAUCCAAUUAAAGAACUUUUUCUUGAAUUUUUGAAUGGUGAACUCAAUAUGUACCAUACUAUGCAAUGAACAAUGUUUUUUUCAGGCUUCAGCAUUGCAUUCCAUCAGUGACACCAAUCAGCCUGUUAGUGUGUCAGUAAAGUUUACGUUCUGUGGCAAUUUCUUUUUUUAACUUGUUCUGUUUAGGCAACUGUUUUCAUUGUUAUGAGCAUUAGCUUGCAUUUACUGUUCCUCUUUCACUGACCUUUUAUCUGUAAUUUUUGACAUAUUAAAACACUUAGUUACCUAAUUGUCUUAGUAAAUAUGAUAAAAAUAACUUUUUUUUUCCAGAUAGUAGCAAAACAUGGUAAAAUAACUGUCACAAAAGGAACACAAGUGUAGCUUAGUUACAAUUAAGAGGGAGCUCAACCAUGCUAGUGGUAGCUAGCUAGCAAUUAUUGACUAGCUGUUUCUGUGAAUGACAUGAUUCACAGAAUAAAAAGAAAAAUUACAUUGAUGUUUCAGGGAACUGACACCCCUAAUUAGCCUCAUUAGAGCCUUUAGCCUCAUUAAAAAAGUAAAUAAAUAAUAUUUGAAUACAUUGCGAAAAGGAAACCUAGAUAAAUAUCUAAGUAGCUAGGCAUAAUGUCUGUGUCAGUUAGCUAGCUAACCUUAACAAUUAUCUGUGGUAAUUGUGUUAGCUACCAUCUGACACAAGUCAAAUCAUGUAGUUUAGAUUACUUUUGUAGUUAACUUUUAAAAAAUAGCUAGUUAACUUGCUAUUAGCUUGCCAGAAGAUUGCUAGGUAGCUAUUACUAGCAUGGUUGAGCUUCCUCUCAGCUGUAGUUACACUUGGGUUCCUUGGUUCCUGUUUUAUCCCUUUGCUACUAUCAGAAAAAAAAGAGUCUGUAAAAUGUAUCUUUUUUUUUUUUUUUUAAAGAGAACACUAUUAAUUAUUAUAGUAUUAUAAUUAUUACAAUUAACAUUAAUAAACCAGUAAAACACAAUACAGACAAGCAUUUUUUUCUUCAAUUUUUCCUCAUUUGCUGAAAUACUGUUAAAAUGCUGUUUCUUUAAAUUAUACACACAUUUUACAAUUUUUUUUUACAAAAAAUCUGUGGGGUGACCUGAAGCGGCCUGUGCACAGGAGACGCUCUGACAAUUUGAUGGAUCUAGGAUGCUUUUGAAAGAAAGAAUGGGAAAUAUUGCCAAGUCAAGAUCUGCCAUGCUGAUAGACUCUUAGCCAAAAAGACUGAGCGGUGGAAUAAAAUCAAAAGGUGCUUUAACAAAGUAUUAGUUUAGGGGUGUACACACUUAUGCAACUAGGUUAUUGUAACUUAUUUUUACCUAUUUUCCCCUAAAAUGGUUCUGAUUGUUUUUCACUUAAUUUUUAUACGUUGUAAUUUCACAUUGAGGAUGGAAUAAGUCCUGACAUGAUUUAUCUUGGUUUAAUUUUUUUCAUCACAAAAACCUGCCGUUUUAACAGGGGUGUGUAGACUUUUUAUAUCUACUGUAAGAUGGGUGUUUACAGAAUUUCAACCUCAAAACACUGGCCUAAUAUUUAAGCUUGUACUUAUUAUUUUUAUUCAUUCUUUUGUUCAUUUUCAACAAGCUCUUCAUCCUGGACAGGGUUGUGUUGGAUCUGGAGUCAAUUCCAGGAACACUGGGUUUGAGGUGGGAAUACAUCAUGAAUGGGAUGCGAGUUGAUGACAGGUCACCAUGCACAUAUACGUUCACACACUCAUCACACUCAGGGGCACUUUAGAGUCACUAAUCCACUACCGCAUGUUUUGGGAGGAAAGUGUAGAACCCAGAGGAAACCACAUGGACAUGUAGGAUCAACAUCAUGAUCAAUUGGCAUGGGCGCUGUUGUAUGAAACCACCAAACAGGUCAUUUAGUUGGCACUGACCUUCCCUUGAUCAGCCCUGGGUGUGUUGCCUUGGCGAGGGUGUGUGAUUUUGAAAGACCUGAAACACCUGAGUACGUCACAUAAUAUCACUGAUGAUGUGUCCAGGUGUAUUGCAAGAUGUGUGUUCAAAACAUAUGGGUUUUUGCAUAACAAAAAUAAAAAUCCAUGAAUUUAUAGUGUCUAUAUAGUGUCUCUAUAAUUUACAGUGUGUUUGCUAUAUUGCAUCAUAUUGCCUGUAUGAAAUGUUAUUUUGACAUUAUGCUGAUUCGGUAAAAAGUACUACAGUUUUUCCUGUAGGGUCUGUGUUCUUUCACAAUUUACUGAAAUAUUCAUGUUGUUGUUAUUAUUAUAUAUUUUUUAACUGCAUAGAGGUAA
Pangasianodon hypophthalmus (striped catfish) is the source of this 3103-nucleotide messenger RNA. It is a transcript of the gene lbhl, whose product is annotated as LBH regulator of WNT signaling pathway, like. Lineage: Eukaryota; Metazoa; Chordata; Actinopteri; Siluriformes; Pangasiidae. Gene Ontology annotation, biological process: positive regulation of DNA-templated transcription. The transcript has 4 exons. Bases 293 to 784 code for a protein of 163 amino acids. The record is from RefSeq and is a predicted model, not a curated record. Gene Ontology annotation, cellular component: nucleus.